AUGCAGCCUUACCAGCCUCCAGCAGCACGAAGCUGCCGGCAACCAGAGCAACCUGCCCCCAUUCUGGUCCCAGCCCAGGGCGAGGUGUGGUAUUUAUUGCAGGGACAGCUCACAUUCAGAGAUGUGGCCUUAGAAUUCUCUCAGGAGGAGUGGGGAUGCCUGACCCACAUUCAGCGGCAACUGUACAGGGAUGUGAUGUUGGAGAACUACAGACACUCCAUCUUCUUGGGUCUCAUUGUGUCAAAGCCAGACUUGGUCUCCUUUUUGGAACCAAAGAGGGAUCCUAGGGAUGUGAUGAGAAAGGAUACUGUAUCCCUCCAUCCAGGUAGGUGGGAAUGA
This is a messenger RNA of Mustela erminea (ermine), 339 nucleotides long. RefSeq names its product protein ZNF738-like. Gene Ontology annotation, biological process: regulation of DNA-templated transcription. The transcript has 3 exons. NCBI's taxonomy places the organism in Eukaryota, Metazoa, Chordata, Mammalia, Carnivora, Mustelidae. The coding region runs from base 1 to 339 and encodes 112 amino acids. The record is from RefSeq and is a predicted model, not a curated record.